AUGCAGAAUUGCAUCGUAUGUCCUGAAAACCCAAUCAAACAGUACGGAGAUGGAAACCAUAAGCACAAGCAUGGACGAGAUCACACAGCAGAAGAUCGUCAAGUUCGUCAACUAAUCAUUCCACCACAGCCCCAUUUUGUGCCUGGAUAUACAGGAUGCACACCUGGUGCUGGACCCCAAAGGCUUUUCAUAGUAGCGGAUUCUUAUGGGAAAUAUACCCAUGAACUGCUUCAUGGCCAUCGCAUUGCUGGAUCUCGUUUGAGUCCUUUGAAUUCAGAUCUGAGAUUCGUUAAUUUGUUUGUGUCUCCUCCAAGGCAUAAUCCCAAGCAACAAUUGGACAAUCCACACAAGUCGCUUGAUCCUUAUUUUAUUCCUGGUUAUACAGGAUUUACUCCUAAUUCAGGAAUCAGGAGGACGGACGGUGUUGGCGAAAACUAUGGCGUAAUGACUCAUGUUCGUCUAGCGAAACAUCCCACAGCUGGGCAACGGUUGCGUCCAAUUCUUACAGAGCCACCGGAAUAUGUUGCAGAUAGAGAGGAAGUCAAGUUCUAUUGCAAUCUACACGAAAUAACCGCGAGAGAUCUACUGCGCCGACAUGGACAGAUCCCUGGUUAUGCAGGACAUAUGCCCAGAACACGAUUUCAUAAUGGCAAGUCAUCAUCAGAAAUAGGCAAUAUCGGAAUUGCUGAAUUUGAAAAGAUAAUAGAAGUCAAAAAAUAG
This is a messenger RNA of Argiope bruennichi, 720 nucleotides long. RefSeq names its product protein FAM166B-like. Lineage: Eukaryota; Metazoa; Arthropoda; Arachnida; Araneae; Araneidae. Bases 1 to 720 code for a protein of 239 amino acids. The record is from RefSeq and is a predicted model, not a curated record. The transcript has a single exon.